Molecule: messenger RNA, 3936 nt
Organism: Drosophila bipectinata
Lineage: Eukaryota; Metazoa; Arthropoda; Insecta; Diptera; Drosophilidae
Gene: nyo
Product: nyobe
Source: RefSeq, a predicted model, not a curated record
AGCUCACAACGCUAGCCAUUGUCAAGGCGAUCGCACGCAAACGGAGCGAGCUCACCUAAAAAAGCAGCCAAAGCAGCCCAGGCAGCGAAGAAAACUCCUCCGAGAGUAACUUAUAUAACGACUGAUUAGCCCGACGUUUACUUUAGUUAUUCGGUCAACUCUCGACGGUCAAGUUCGCAGCGAUCGCAACUCGACUUGCCGAUCAAAAAAUAAAAUAUUAAAUUUAAACCUAAAAUCAACAAUCCAAAACUAAGAUUUCAAUUCAACCGAAUAGAACCGCGCGCCAGCCAGGAAGUACGUAUCCGUAUCCAGACUCUUGGCGAUUUUGACAAGGAAUAUCCAACCGAGUCAAGUGCAAUCGUCAAAGCCCUAACCAAUGUGCAAUGUGUGUAAUCAGCAAACAGUGAUCAUUUACAUACAUAAAUAAAACUCAUCUCGAAAGUGAAGCGUGACUCAGCAUCGAUAGCCGAGAGCCAAGAAGAAAAUAAAACAAUACGAAUUCCCAUUCCGAAUCUGAAUCUGAAAGGAAAGGAUACUUUUCGGUCACUUCUGACAUUCACGACGCCGAAGAGUCACAACAGUUACAGUUGCAGUUGCAAGUUGUUCUUGCCAAAUCGCACACACACCAUCUGCCGUACCAGUUCUAAGACCGAUUCCAGAUUCGAGAGGAUUGUCGAUUACACCGAAGCGGGAAGACACGAGAGCAAACAGUUAAGACAAAAUGUUUCUACGCCGCUGCACCUUUCUGCUGCUGCUCUGCCUAAUUGCGAGUGACGCCGCCAGCGCCGCACGCAAAACAAAACGUCCUGUCAAGCCGGUCAAGCAGACCGUUCCGCGCAACAAUGUGACGCCCUCGCCGCUGGCCGCCGCAUCAGCCGGUAGCAGUGGCAUUAGCUCCACGCCUGCCAGCACCACCACCACGGACGGCAACGUCAGCGACCAUGUGGCGGCGGAGGCAGCCACCAUCGGAGCGGGCGCCGUGGAGCUGCCCAAGCCGCUGGCCACGCCCAUCGAGGCACAACCAGAGGCCAAGACGGACAAGGCCCCAGCCAUCCUCCAGGAGGAGGAAUGCGAUCCAGAUAUGAUUGGCUUCGAGAUCAUUACCGGCUACGUGCUAUCGGCCCCCUCGAAAAUGCUGGACACCCUGCCCGGGACCCUGAUGCUAACCGACUGCCUGGAGGCCUGCCAGAGCAACGAGUCCUGCAGCGCCGUCAACUACGAAACCGGCUUGUGUGUGCUGUUCAAGACGACCGCCGAUAAAUUGCCAGGUUCACUUUCGCGCUCCCAGUUUCCGGUUUUCACCAUCUACGCACAGAAAUCGUGUUUGGGCGUCCGUCCUUGCUCCAAGGCCUGGUGCAUUGAUCGCGUUCAAGGUUACCGCCUGCCGGACCACGUCAAAUCUAGUCAGACAGUUCUGUCGCGGCGCGACUGCCUGGAACUCUGCCUGGGCGAGACCGAAUUCACAUGCCGAUCGGCCAACUACUAUCGCCACUCGGGUCUGUGCGAAUUGUCCGACAUGGACCGUAUCACUCUAUCCGCCGGAGGAAGCGUGGAGCCCUACGAUGGAGCCGACUAUCUGGAGAACAACUGCGCCGAGGAGCCCAGCAAACUGUGUGAGUUCAAGCGCAUUUCCGGUAAGAUCCUAAAGACAGUGGAUUCGGUGUACCAGGACAUCAACACCAUCGACGAGUGCCGCGAUCUCUGCCUUAACUCCCCAUACAGAUGCCACUCAUACGACUAUAAUGACACCGGAGACAUGGUCUGCCGUCUGUCGCAUCACAGCCGCGCCACCCUCACCGAUGUGAUGGAUCCCUACCUGGAUGUCCCCGAAGCAGCCACCUACGAACUGUCUGCCUGCUACAAUGUCUCCAUCGAAUGCCGAUCCGGCGAAAUGAUUACCAAGAUCCGUACCUCAAAACUCUUCGACGGCAAGGUCUACGCCAAGGGAGCUCCCAAAUCCUGUGCUGUGAACGUGAACAACUCUCUGGAAUUCGACUUCCGCAUGGGCUACAACGAUUUAGAGUGCAACGUUCGCCAGAGCGCCUACGGCAGGUACAUGAACGACAUUGUGAUCCAGCACCACGACAUGAUUGUCACCUCUUCCGAUCUGGGCCUGGCUGUGUCCUGUCAAUACGACUUGACCAACAAGACAGUGCUCAACGACGUUGAUUUGGGAGUGACAGGCGAAAUUGAGUCUUCGCUGAGCGAGGAGAUCACCAUUGACUCGCCCAAUGUGAUAAUGAAGAUCACCUCGCGGGAUGGCAGCGACAUGAAGCGCAUUGCCGAGGUCGGUGAUCCGCUGGCCCUGCGCUUCGAAAUCGUGGAACCGAACAGCCCGUACGAGAUCUUUGUUAGGGAACUGGUGGCUAUGGACGGAUCCGACAGUGCUGAGAUAACGCUGAUCGAUGCUAAUGGCUGCCCCACCGAUCAAUACAUCAUGGGCACAAUCCAGAAGAUGGCGCACAACCGCAAGGUGCUGCUCUCCCAGUUCGACGCCUUCAAGUUCCCCUCCAGUGAAGUGGUCCAGUUCCGUGCCCUCGUGACGCCCUGCAUCCCGCGUUGUGAGCCAGUCAUUUGCGACAGCGAAGAUGGCGCCAGGGGAGAGCUCAAGUCCCUGGUCUCUUAUGGCCGCAAGAAGCGUUCGGUGGUGAAUGGAACUGAUGGUGCCGAGUUCAUGGUCAGCACACGCCAGCGACGGGAUGUGGCCCCUGUGGAUGAUAACAUACUGCUCAUGCAGUCCAUACAAAUCACAGACAAGUUCGGCUUCCAGUCGGAGGAUGGCACUAGCACCACUGGCAACAGCGACAGCGGAUCCGGUCCCCACGAGAAGGCCUAUGCGGGCGUUGCCCAGGACAAGCUCACUUGCCUUAAUGGCUAUGGACUUAUCAUGGCUGGAGGACUGUUCCUGCUGGCCCAGCUGAGUAUCUUUGGCAUCUGGAAAACAGUGCAGCGCCGCACCCGCAAGGAGCGUUACCUGUACCAGCACGAGCCCACGCCCACCAUCACCUAUGGAGCGCCCACCAUGCUGUACGGCCCCCCGCCGCCAUCCUCCGCAGCCUCCUCGUCGGGAGCGUCAUACGGCGGCAGCGCCAAGGACACCCUGAGCAAGCUCUACGACAGCGGAAUCAAUGGACGCUACGGACAGCAGUUCUAGGGAGGAGACCUGGGUGGCUCACGCACCUUGCUGGGAACACUUAGCUGGGAAUAAACGCAAUAUGCCUCGAAAGCUUCAAAAGAUUCGAUGAGACUUGAAUAGAAAAUAUUCGCCUAGCAGCGACACAUGCAAAUCAUUGGAAAACCUAGAUUAAUUCAAGCCUAGACUAAGCCUUAAAUUAACUUUACACUUAAUGUUUUGAAAGAAUUAGUUGCGACCUUUUUUUUAACGAUACGAUGAAUAAUGCGCGCUUUUAAAUGGCUUGGAAAUCCAGUGGUUUCCAACAUUUUAAAUCGGCACAUUGCCAAGAAAAAUUGAAAAGUUUUCCUGUCCAAAUUCGAAUUAGAUUAAAGCUACAGGUUUCUCCAAUCUCUAUAGCAAAGGUUAGGCUAAUUGUAUGUUUAGUAAGAAAUCUGAUUCAUGUCCUUAUGUCUAAGUCUAGACUCGAGCGAACUGCAUUUAUAACUAUUACACUAUUUAUUAAUACCUAUUGAGCUGCUGACAUUUUCCCCACAAAGUUUGCCAAAUAAUUUUGUAUCAAAAUGUUUUGCGCCAGGCUUUUGUGCAAGGCGGCAUUUCUAAAUUCACUGAGGCCUCUACCCACACCCCAACUACUACUUUAACUAUUUAUUUUCUAAUUUUACUUCAGAAUAUUUAUUAACCGAAACGAAAGGCGGUGCUAAUUUUUAAGAGCUUCGACUUGUCCCCCUUGAACAGAGGGGGUCUCAAGUGUCAGACACUUAGUUUAAUCGCGAGGAAAAGGAGAUGAAACAUUUAAUAAA